UCUCACAUGUGAAGCAGUAUGAGAGUAAAACACACAGGAGUGUCCUUCCAGCAUUGCGGCCAGUUUACCAGUCACUUCCUCUUUGGUCCAUAAAUCUCUCAGAGAGAAAAGUCUCCGUCCUCCUAGAAGUGCUGAAACUCCAAACACAGAAGAUACCAGUGAAGCUGGAAGACUGUUCAGAUGAAGAGAGUGAAGUGAGGAGUUUCCUUCAGUGUCUGCCCUACAUCUCACAGCUCAGGUUUCAUGUUCGUUAUUCCCGGAAGCCGAAAAACACAGAGUUCCUGAUGAAUCUCCUCCAUCACACUAUAGAAAGUGACAGACACACUGGGGGAAAAUCACUGGAGCUGUUAGCAUCAGUGUGUAAUCACACAUCUUUUCCAUAUGGAGAAAGAUCUACAUUUUAUAACAGUGAAUUCCUGCUGGAUCUGUUCUCACAUAUGAAGCACUAUGAGAGUAAAACACACAGGAGUGUCCUUCCAGCAUUGCUGCCAGUUUACCAGUCACUUCCUGUUUGGUCCAUAAAUCUCUCAGAGAGAAAAGUCUCCGUCCUCCUAGAAGUGCUGAAACUCCAAACACAGAAAAAACCAGUGGAGCUGGAAGACUGUUCAGAUGAAGAGAGUGAAGUGAGGAGUUUCCUUCAGUGUCUGCCCUACAUCUCACAGCUCAGCUUUGAGGAUUAUAAUUACCAGCACCAGAAACAUGCAGAGUUCCUGAUGAAUCUCCUCCAUCACGCUACAGAAAGUGACAGACACACAGGGGGAAAAUCACUGGAGCUGUUAGCAUCAGUGUGUAAUCACACAUCUUUUCCAUAUGGAGAAAACUCUAUAAUUGAUAACAGUAAAUUCCUGCUGGAUCUGUUCUCACAUGUGAAGCAGUAUGAGAGUAAAACACACAGGAGUGUCCUUCCAGCAUUGCUGCCAGUUUACCAGUCACUUCCUGUUUGGUACAUAGAUCUCUCAGAGAGAAAAGUCUCCGUCCUCCUAGAAGUGCUGAAACUCCAAACACAGAAGAAACCAGUGGAGCUGAAACACUGUUUUGAUGAAGAGAGUGAAGUGAGGAGUUUCCUUCAGUGUCUGCCCUACAUCUCACAGCUCAUCUUUAAAGAUUGUAAUUACCAGCACCAGAGACAUGCAGACUUCCUGAUGAAUCUCCUCCAUCACAGUACAGAAAGUGACGGACACACAGGGGGAAAAUCACUGGAGCUGUUAGCAUCAGUGUGUAAUCACACAUCUUUUCCUUAUGGAGAAAGAUCUACAUUUGAGAACAGUGAUUUUCUGCUGGAACUGUUCUCACAUGUGAAGCACUAUGAGAGUAAAACACACAGGAGUGUCCUUCCAGCAUUGCUGCCAGUUUACCAGUCACCUCCUGUUUGGUACAUAGAUCUCUCAGAGAGAAAAGUCUCCGUCAUCCUAGAAGUGCUGAAACUCCAAACACAGAAGAUACCAGUGGAGCUGGAAGACUGUUCAGAUGAAGAGAGUGAAGUGAGGAGUUUCCUUCAGUGUCUGCCCUACAUCUCACAGCUCAGCUUUGAGGAGUCUUACUUUGUAGACAAAGAGAAUGUAAUGAAGUGGAGAAAAUUUCUACUGGAUUUGUGUCUGCAAACAGUUAUACACCAACCACAAAACAUCCAGCAGACAGUGGAGAAUGUGAUGACAGAGCUUGAAGAAUAUGAUAAAGAUAAAAAUUGUUAUUAUUAUGAAGAACAGAGUGAAUUCCUGCUGGAUCUGAUCUCACAUCUGAAGCAGUAUGAGAGUAAAACACACAGUAGUGUCCUUCCAGCAUUGCUGCCAGUUUACCAGUCACUUCCUCUUUGGUCCAUAAAUCUCUCGGAGAGAAAAGUCUCCGUCCUCCUAGAAGUGCUGAAACUCCAAACACAGAAGAAACCAGUGGAGCUGAAAGACUGUUCAGAUGAAGAGAGUGAAGUGAGGAGUUUCCUUCAGUGUCUGCCCUACAUCUCACAGCUCAGGUUUCAUGUAUGUGAAGAAAACUCUUGGUUAAUUCCAUGUUUAAGUAAAGCAGUUGUUGACCAUGCAGAAGAUACAGAGCUGGUGAGAGCUUUCUUUGCUGCUAUGGACUUCGUCCUCAUUAUAGAUUGGGUUGUAACUACUCGUGAGUGCAGGGCUGUGAGGAAAUUACUCAAUCUCUCAGACUUCAGACUCAAACUCACUCUGAAACCACAAGCCAUCUCUCUCAGAGGGGCCAGACUUCUCCUCAGACACAUCACACACCUACAGAAACUCUGCCUGAGUGAGCGUGUGGUAGUGAGGUUGGCCGGAGCAGUGAGAGCCGGUGGGUCAUUCAGGAGCAGUGAGAGCCGGUGGGUCAUUCAGGAGCUCUGUCUGGACUUUAACAUCAUAAACCCAAAGAUCUUCAGAUUUCUGAGCAGUUUGUCAUCCCUCCUGAACCUCUGGACUGUCCACUAUGUGAACCUCACUGAGUGCAGGAUGGAGGCUCACUCUCUCCUCAGCCUCAUGUGUCAUCCUGGCCUUUUAAAGAUCAGAUUAUCGAAACCGACUCUCCAGCAGUUUACUGAUCUGCUGUAUGAGGCUCAGGAUCGGGAACUGAAUCGCUUUUUCCUGGAGAAGGUGGGAGGAGACCUGACUUCCUGUUCUCUCAGCUGGGAGAAGCUUAUCUAUUUUCUCCAGCAGCGAGUUUGCUGCAUUAGUGUGAACAUCAGAAAGAACAAAAUCACUAAUAAACACACCAAAGAGAUUCUUCCUCUACUGUCUGAAAUUCAAUUUAAACGAUUGAACCCCGGUGAUCUGCUGUCAAUCAUCAGAGAGAUCUAUGAGACUGACUCUGCUCACUAUGUGUCCAGUCUUUUAAAGUCAACACACAACUGUAUUAACCUGAACAAUACACAUCUGGACUCAUACCACUGUACUGCCCUGUGCUUCACCCUCCAACACUGUACAUCUGUCUCUCUGAGCCUGAUGUGGACCUCCAUACCAGACGGGGGGCUGGUGAAGAUUCUACCUCUGUUCAACAGACUUUCUCAGCUCAGUGUUGACAGGUUUCUGUUGCUCAAGUUACUCCACUGUUGCAGUAUCUCUGAGCUCCAACAGGGGGCAGCAGCAGCUGUUUUCUCUGCUCUGCAGAACAGACUGGAUUUCUCCUACAGCAGUGGUUUGGAUCUGAGCACAGAAACACAUGAUAAAACUCUGCAUCUGAGCACUGAGGACUGCAGAGACAUCAGCACUGCCAUCCAGAAAUCCCAGCAACUUACAGAGCUCAUUCUAGAGGACUGUGAGCUGGAGGACACUGGAGUUGACGUGUUCUUACUCAUUCUACAUACUGUGACACUACGCUGUAGUAAAUCUUUGUUGCUCCGGUUCCUGGCUCUUCUUCGUGUGGUCAAUCAGUCAGACUGUGUGAUGAAUGCUAUGUCCCUCUCAAAGGCUCUGAAUGGAGAUAUGGACCUCAGCGAGGCCCCUCUGGAUCUCCAUGCAUGUAGAUCAUUAGCAUUGUUUCUGGAGUUUUCUGAAGGUCUGUCAGAACUGGACCUCAGUCACUGCAAGCUCACUGAUCAGGGCCUGGAGCUGCUGUUACCACAUCUGCAUAAAGUGGAGGUCCUGGACCUGAGUCACAAUGACAUAGAUGAUUGUUUAGCAGGAAGAAUCUACACAGCUGUUUCCACUAGCAGCAACAUACAGACAGUUCGACUCUUCAACAACAGAAUUACUGAUAAGGAACCUUUCCAAAAAGACAAGCGCUUCGAGAUCUGGUGAUGACUGUGGACCCAUGUCCUGUUUUCAUCCUAAACAUUAUAAGGAACAAGAAUGCACGUUUAUGAGGUUUGGCAGAUGCACUGAUCCAGAGCGACUUACUGUAUGUUUGAAGUCGUGAUGCAUGAACACAUCAAUUCUGGUUCACUAGAUCAUGGACUAAGUUUUCAUUUCUCACUGAUGGUGUAGUGUUUGGGUUUUUUUUUUAAAGAAUUGUGCUGUUUAAAGAAUUGUGCUAAACGUUAUACUGUGUUCGAUUUGUGUAUGUGGCAAAUAAAAUUUUAAUAGAACAUUUCACUAUUUUUCCUAUUAUUUAUGCAUUGGUACUUUUG
Messenger RNA from Tachysurus vachellii, 4057 nucleotides. RefSeq lists its product as uncharacterized. Gene Ontology annotation, molecular function: protein binding. The coding region runs from base 285 to 3728 and encodes 1147 amino acids. The transcript has 13 exons. The record is from RefSeq and is a predicted model, not a curated record. NCBI's taxonomy places the organism in Eukaryota, Metazoa, Chordata, Actinopteri, Siluriformes, Bagridae.